AUGGACCAGACCGCAUAUCUUGCCAUCAGUGGCCGGCAUGUCUUCAUUACAGGUGCGGCAGGCAGCAUAGGGAGCCAAGCUGUACGGGAGUUUUUGGAUCAAGGAUGCAAUGUGACUGCACAUGACCUCAGCCCUGUCCAGUUACAAACUUCCGAAACAGAUCGUUUGCAUACAGUAACAGGAGAUAUCUCAGAUGAAGAUUCAAUCAAGUCAUGCAUGGAACAAGCUCAACAGCGAUUCGGACCUAUCGAUAUUCUCAUAGCGAAUGCAGGCAUUGCAGACGAGAGCCAGGCAUAUCCUAUCUGGGAUUUGCCUGUGGACAUCUGGGACAAGAACUAUCGAACCAAUGCCCGCGGAACUUUCCUGACUAUCAAGCACUUCCUUCGCGCCGCAAAGAGCGCGCAGGAAAAUCAAGGAGGAAGGGAACUCGACAACUUGGCUAUCGUGAUUACUGGCAGCGAGUACACAAAGGAAGCCGGCUAUUCCGACUACGCUUCUGGCAAGGCCGGAUUGCAGUAUGGAUUGAUCCAGGGACUGAAGAAUGAAACCGUGAGAUUGAAUAGGAAAGCUCGAGUGAAUGCUGUGGCUUAUGGCCCUGAAAACGUUGCGCGUGCAAUGGCUUUCUUAGCUUCCCAUCGUGUAGCUGGCCACAUUUCCGGUCAAUGCAUCUCCGUAGAGGGUGGUAUAGAUGGCCGACUUGUAUGGAAAGAGAACGAGGUAGUCAAUACGUCUGAUCUCUCAGUUUCCUCAUCUGUACAAAUGAUACCCCAAUCAAUGCCUAAACCGCCACGAAACAAGAUUAGAGUGGCUGUCUCAAUAGACUUGGAUGCCGUAUCCGGCUGGCUUGGAACAGGCUACUCUCCUGACAAUGUGUUAGCUGAUUACUCGGCAGGCUUUUUCGCUGCCCGAGUGGGUGUACCUCGACUCCUGAACAUGCUGAAAAGAGUUGGUAUCGCGAACAAGGUGACAUGGUUUAUCCCCGGCCAUUCAGCCGAGAGUUUCCCGCAAGAAGUCCAGCAGGUUGUCGAAUCUGGAUGUGAAGUUGGCUUGCACGGCUACGCUCAUGAAGGAGCAUACUCACUCACCGUCCAGCAAGAACGAGAUAUUCUCGAAAAAUGCAUAGAGAUAGCCACAAAAAUCACAGGCAAAAGACCUGUGGGGUAUCACGCUUCUCUCACAGACCACGACUGCCACCCUUUCUUUGCUCCUCGCCGACCUCCCCUCCAACCUAUCGACUACACCAAACCUGCCUCUAGCUGGAUGCACCCAAUCCCAUCAUCCUCAUCCCUGGAUCAAAACAUCUCCUCCGAUUGUCGACCCUUGGUCGAGGUGCCCUGUAAUUACUACAUGGAAGACAUGACGCCGAUGCAAUUUCUGCCGCACGUACACAAUUCACAAGGCUAUGUCGACGUGCGCGUCAUCGAACAGAUGUGGCGCGAUCGAUUUUUGUGGAUUCGUGAACAUGAAUCGGAGCCGAUCUUCGCUAUGCUGAUGCAUCCGGAUACAUCUGGCAUGGCACACGUAAUUGGAAUGGUGGAGCGGAUGAUCAGGUGGUUGCAGAGUUGGGGAGAGGAUGAGGUCGAGUUUAUGCAGACCGGAGAGAUUGCGAGGUGGUGGAAGGAGGAGAACCUACGAAAGUAA
This is a messenger RNA of Talaromyces rugulosus, 1641 nucleotides long. RefSeq lists its product as uncharacterized. Bases 1 to 1641 code for a protein of 546 amino acids. Gene Ontology annotation, molecular function: hydrolase activity, acting on carbon-nitrogen (but not peptide) bonds. The record is from RefSeq and is a predicted model, not a curated record. Lineage: Eukaryota; Fungi; Ascomycota; Eurotiomycetes; Eurotiales; Trichocomaceae. The transcript has 4 exons. Gene Ontology annotation, biological process: carbohydrate metabolic process.